UGAGAGCAUUGCUUUCAGCGCCAACGGGUGAGACCAUAAACCCUCUCAGUGCGUCGUACCAGGAUAUUUACACAGAGGGAAGACGGGUGCUUUUACACACCCAAGCUUUUCCUGCUUCACUAGAACCGGAAUGGCACAGCCGUCGGCAACCCGAUUCCCCACCGCUGCACCUCCAGCAAGCGCAGGCUUGCCGCGCAGACAGCCGCUCCUCAGCACCCCCGCUUCUCCACCGUUCGCCGCCGUGAUGCGGGGCCCUCCACCUCCAGCCAGACCGCCGUUCGGACGCCUGCCCUUCGAUCCCAGCGUCCCGCCGCCCAUAGCGACUCCCCAUUUACAGAGACCACCAUUUAUACCACCACCAGUAGGCAGCAUGCCUCCCCCUCCUGGCAUGAUUUUUCCCCCUGGAAUACCACCUGCAGCCUCAGCCACACCCACUGCCCCAACAAUGACCACUACAGAAGAGAUCUGGGUGGAAAACAAGAGCCCAGAGGGAAAGGUAUACUACUAUAACGCCCGUACGCGAGAGUCUGCUUGGACGAAGCCUGAGGGUGUGAAGGUGAUCCAGCAGGCUGAGCUCACUCCUCUGAUGCUAGGCCAGGCUGCAGCAGCCACGGCUACAGGAGCCGUGUCCAGCACCCCUAGCCCUUCCCCCAGCGUUCCAGCUGCAGGCUCCAGCAUCACACCUCCCCACACUACCCAGACCGUUUCCACAGCCAUGAGCUCCACCUCCACCCCCAGCACCACUGCAGUCUCACCACUUCUGCCCACACCUGGAGCAGCUCCUGAAGGUGCUGAGCUGUCAUCUGCAGUAACUGCGCCCCACAGUGUGGCAAUGACCCCUGUAGCUGCUGUCAAUCCCCCCACAGUAGCAGUCACUGUGACUACAGGUCCACAGCCUCUUCCUGUGGGGCUGUCCCACACGGUGCCACAGCCUGCUGCUGCCAUCCCAGCCUUUCCUCCGGUAAUGGUGCCACCUUUCAGAGUGCCUCUGCCAGGUCUGCCCAUUCCAUUGCCCGGUGUAGCAAUGAUGCAGAUAGUCAGCUGUCCCUAUAUAAAGACUAUCUCUCCCAGCAAGAACGGUAUGCUUCCCGGCAUGGCACCUCCCCUGUUACCUAUGAUGCCUCCUCAGAUGACAGUAGCAGCAGCCUCCUCACCACUGGCCCUGUCUGAAUGGUCUGAGUUUAAAACUGCAGAAGGGAAGUCCUACUAUUACAACAAACGCACAUUGGAGACCACCUGGGACAAGCCAGAAGAGCUCAAAGAGAAAGAAAAGGAGCUUGACAAAGCCAAGGAUACUGUAGUGGACAUUGAGGAGCCUGUUGUAAUGGAGGUGGAAGAAGGAAGCCCAAAGAUUGAUCCACCUAAAGAGCAGAAAGAAGAGCCAAAGGAAGUAGAGAUGACAGAAGAAGAGAAAGUUGCCAAGAAAGCCAAACCUGUAGCCACCACACCCAUUCCUGGCACUCCUUGGUGUGUUGUGUGGACUGGUGAUGAACGUGUGUUCUUCUACAACCCCACCACACGUAUGUCCAUGUGGGAGCGGCCAGAGGAGCUGGUGGGACGUGCUGAUGUAGAUAAGAGCAUCCAGGAGCCGCCACAUAAGAGACACCUAGACAACGGUCCCAAACAGGCAGCUGGCAAACCAGAACAAGAGCCUGUAGUGACGGAGGACACACCAGAGGAUGAGCCCAGCAAGGCAAAGAAGAGAAAAGUGGAGGAGAGGAAAGAGACAGACUCAGAAAAGGAGGCAGCAAUGGAGGCUGAGCUGAGAGCAGCGAGGGAGCGAGCUGUUGUACCACAGGAGACACGGAUGGGACAGUUUAAAGACAUGCUGCUGGAGAGAGGGGUUUCAGCAUUCUCCACCUGGGAGAAGGAGCUGCAUAAGAUAGUGUUUGAUCCCCGGUAUCUGCUGUUAAACCCCAAGGAACGGAAGCAGGUGUUUGACCAGUACGUGAAGACCCGUGCUGAGGAGGAGAGGAAAGAAAAGAGGAACAAAAUCAUGCAGGCCAAAGAAGAUUUCAGGAAGAUGAUGGAGGAAGCCAGACUUGGAGUCAGAACCACUUUUAGCGAAUUUGCAGCUAAGCAUGCCAAGGACUCGCGAUUCAAAGCAAUUGAGAAGAUGAAGGAUAGAGAGGCCAUUUUUAUCGAGUUUAUGACCUCUUUCAGGAAGAAAGAAAAAGAGAACUCAAAGAAUCGAGGCGAUAAGGUGAAACAGGACUUUUUUGAGCUGCUGUCUGAUCACCAUGUGGACGGCCAGCAGCGUUGGAGCAAAGUGAAGGAGAAGAUGGAGACAGAUCCUCGGUACAAAGCAGUGGAGACAUCAGCAGCACGAGAGGAACUCUUCAAGAGCUUUGUGGAGAAGCUCACCAAGAGCUUGAACUCGGAGAAGGAGAAAGAACUGGAGAAGCAGGCAAGGAUCGAGGCAAGCCUGAGGGAGAGAGAGCGGACAGUGCAACGCUUUCGCUCUGAGCAGACCAAAGAGAUUGACCGGGAACGAGAGCAGCACAAGCGAGAGGAAGCCGUGCAGCACUUCAAAGCCCUCAUGUCUGAUAUGGUGAGGUCAUCAGACGCCACCUGGUCUGAGACACGCCGCUCUCUGAGGAAGGACCACCGCUGGGAGUCUUCUUCAUUGCUGGAACGGGAGGAGAAAGAGAGGCUCUUCAACGAGCACAUCGAGGCACUGACCAAGAAGAAAAAAGAGCUUUUCCGGCAACUUUUAGAUGAGACAGCUGUUGUCACGUUGACAUCGACAUGGAAGGAGGUCAAAAAGAGCAUCAAAGAUGAUCCAAGAUGUCUAAAGUUUUCUAGCAGUGAUCGGAAAAAACAGAGGGAGUUUGAAGACUACAUCAAAGACAAACACAUCACAGCUAAAGCAGACUUCAGAACUCUGCUGAAAGAGACAAAAUUCAUCACUUACAAAUCUCGUAAAUUGAUACAGGAGUCUGAGCAGCACCUGACAGACAUAGAGAAGAUCCUACAAAAUGAUAAGCGCUAUCUGGUACUAGACUGUGUGCCAGAAGAAAGACAUAAACUCAUCAUGGCAUACGUAGAAGAGCUGGACCGCAGAGGACCCCCUCCACCUCCCACUGCCUUUGAGCCUGCUCGACGCUCCACUAAAUGAUCAGUUCACAAAUACAUCUGCCAGAACUCCAGCUCUUUCUACCAGCAAUCUUCAGACUGCCGUCCAUGUCUUAAAAUUGGUCUUAAACCUGAACUUUUACAGUAUUCCAUGAUGCUGAUUCUAAUCCUAGUUUUUGACACCAUCCUCAUCUCUUUCUCAUCUGAAUGAAGGACGGAAUGGAGGCAGGCAUGUGGAUGGAAUUUUGUCAUGGUCUAAGUGGCUGCUGAGAGCAAAUGUCAAAACCGGUUAAAGAGUGACCGUGUUAGCAGGGAUUGGUUCUACACCCAGUCAAGCCCACCUGAUCCCUCUAGCAUGGUGAAAGUGAGCAUUAGCACAGAAGGGACAGCUGUAUUUGUGGUGUGCCAGAGAGAAAGCCCAGUUGCGGGUUUGGCACAGAAACCGUGACCACCUGAAGGCCUCUCGUCUGUUCCACCCUGUUCCUCUCUUUGGCUACCUGUGGCUUCAUCGUGGUCCUUGUUGUCCCUGCCUCUAAUUGUUUUAACUUUUGUACAAAUGUUUCUGUUGAAAUUGGGAGGAUCCCCAGUUUCGUUUUCAUCUCUGGUGACUGUGGUCAUCCAAUGGGGUGUUUAGCUACUGAAACCCCGCCAUGCGUCUGUCAUUUUAAUUGACAAUUCAAAUGUAAAAUAUUUUUUAAAAUAAUGCAUAGGUAUGUAUCCAUUAAGUCAUUAACCGUAUGUGAUCUUGGUCCGUGCAGGCAGUGACAGUUGACAGCUCAUAGUAAGGUUUAAUUUAAUUGUUCUGAUGUUUUUGAAAAGAUGGCAACUUUUUUGGAGUUGCUGUAUUUCUGUACAAGUUGACUGGAAUAAAGGCAACCUACAUUUUUACAUGUUCAA
Pygocentrus nattereri (red-bellied piranha) is the source of this 3972-nucleotide messenger RNA. It is a transcript of the gene tcerg1a, whose product is annotated as transcription elongation regulator 1a (CA150). The record is from RefSeq and is a predicted model, not a curated record. Lineage: Eukaryota; Metazoa; Chordata; Actinopteri; Characiformes; Serrasalmidae. Gene Ontology annotation, cellular component: nucleus. Gene Ontology annotation, molecular function: transcription coregulator activity; RNA polymerase binding. The transcript has 21 exons. The coding region runs from base 131 to 3118 and encodes 995 amino acids.